Molecule: messenger RNA, 2609 nt
Organism: Metopolophium dirhodum (rose-grain aphid)
Lineage: Eukaryota; Metazoa; Arthropoda; Insecta; Hemiptera; Aphididae
Exons: 18
Coding region: 513-2594 (693 amino acids)
Source: RefSeq, a predicted model, not a curated record
AGAAGCAUAUUUUUAUAGUUUUACUUUGAAAGUUGAUGAUAUAAAUAAUAAUUGUGUUGGUAUUAAAGAAAAUAUAAUUGCUUUAGUGAAAAACAUAGUGUACAAUAAUAAAACUAAACAAUAUUUUUUAAUUGGAAAAGAGUAUUUGGAAAAACGAGACUUAUAUACUGUACCAUGUCGAUCCUCACUUUUGAAUAUAUUUGAAGUAAAUAAUUUGUCUAAUAAUUAUAAAAUGUGGCCAGUAAGCUCAGUAAUGUGUAAAUAUUUUUCUUACAACAUACCUGAUACUAAUUCAACAGCUGCGUUUCCUAUACUCCACACCGACAAAACUGAACAUUAAUAAAAUAUUUAAUAAUUUGUCAUUGUACACAUUAAUAUCUACUUACAUUCAUUUUAUACAUAUUACCUAACUUUAUUUUAUCCAACACUUUGUAAAAACCUCUAUAAUCUAAAUAUUUCUUUAUUCUUUAUUCCUUACUCCUUAUUCAAUAAUAUACAGUUGUAAAAGAAAGAUGGAUAAUAAAUCAUAUUACGUUAUACAUUUCUGUAUUAAUAAAUUUCAAGUAGUUGAAUUCCUUGAUGGUGUCCAAGUAGUUCCAAUUAGAUGGCUGUCAGAAGAUAAAAAAAAAUGUGUAUUCCCUGUUCAUGUAAAUAACCAAAAUCAGUAUAAUAAAAUGGUGGCUACAAUGAGUUCACCUAAAGAGUCUUGGCAAAGCUGGGAUGUACUAAAAGUUAUUGGGUCAAGUGAUAAUUUUGAAAAAGCUAAUAAAAAAAUGAGUGAUGCUGUACAAUAUAAUUUAUCUGAAGUAAAUACCGAAUAUGAAGAUACUCAAAAAACCCAACGAAAAUCUAGAGCCAGAAAAAAAAUAUCUUCUAGUAGUGAGGAUGAAACAAAUUGUAACAACACAUUGAUUGAUGACUAUCCAACUCCUCCAAUGAUACAACAAAUCGGCAAAAAAUUACGGUCAAAAAAAUUGAAACAUAGUGAAACAUCUGAGAUUUCCAGCAAUCUGGUCCAAAUUCAAAAAUCAAAAUUGAUUCAGGACACUGUAUAUAGAUCUUUUAAAAAUUAUGGCACCUUUUUAAACAAAUCUUCGCAUGAGGAUGAUCCUGAUAUGUUUUCAGAAGCUAUAGUCCAAACUCCAAAUAAACUACAAAACAUGUUUUCAACUCCUACAAAAUCAAUUCAAAGAUCUUAUUCUAAAGAAAAUUCAAAAUUGAUUCAUGAUACUGUAUGUGGAUCUUUUAAAAAUCAAGGUACCUCUUUAAACAAAUCUUUGCAUGAGGAUGAUCCUGAUAUGUUUUCGGAAGCUAUAGUCCAAACUCCAAAUAAACUACAAAACAUGUUUUCAACUCCUACAAAAUCAAUUCAAAGAUCUUAUUCUAAAGAAAAUUCAAAAUUGAUUCAUGAUACUGUAUGUGGAUCUUUUAAAAAUCAAGGUACCUCUUUAAACAAAUCUUUGCAUGAGGAUGAUCCUGAUAUGUUUUCGGAAGCUAUAGUCCAAACUCCAAAUAAACUACAAAACAUGUUUUCAACUCCUACAAAAUCAAUACAAAGAUCUUAUUCUAAAGAAAAUUCAAAAUUGAUUCAUGAUACUGUACAUGGAUCUUUUAAAAAUCAAGGUACCUCUUUAAACAAAUCUUUGCAUGAGGAUGAUCCUGAUAUGUUUUCGGAAGCUAUAGUCCAAACUCCAAAUAAACUACAAAACAUGUUUUCAACUCCUACAAAAUCAAUACAAAGAUCUUAUUCUAAAGAACAUUCAAAAUUGAUUCAUGAUACUGUACAUGGAUCUUUUAAAAAUCAAGUUUUAUUUCCAGGCACCUCUUUAAACAAAUCUUCACAGAAGGACAAUGCUGAGAUGUUUUUAGAAGCUAUAGUAAAUUCUCCAAAUGAACUACAAGUCCAAAAUGAAUUUCAUCCAAAUUCAAAAUUUGAAAAUAAAAUUAACAGCUCUUCUCAAAAGCGCAAGAAUAAUUCAACUCCAUCUUACUCAAAUGAGAUGUUCAGAUCUUCGCAAACUGAAAUGAAUUUUGAAUGUUGGAUGUCUAAAUCAUUAAACCAUAUUCUGCGUUCAAAUGCUCAUUUAAAAAUGCAAAAUUGUAUGAUAUUAGAAAAUCAGAAAGAAAUUAUAGCUCAUCUAACGAGUAUUAAAUCAACAGAUUUAUUUGAACCAAUACCUGAACAGUUUUCCAUGCAGUUUUCUGAAUACUUUCCAUUGCCUAAUAAAGAAAAAGUUAUGGAAGUUGAAGAAAAAUUACUUAAUAAUGAUUUUAAAAUGAAUUUUAUAAAACGAAUUAAAACAUUUGGAGGAGUAGACAUAUCACAUUUUAUAAAGAGCUGCUUACAAAAAUUAUUUUCGACCGAGUUAUCUACACAAAUAUCAUUUACUGGGAAAGCAUUUAAAAAAUGUUCCUCUCCGAAGUUGGCUUUAAUCAAACUUAAACUGUUUCAAAUAAUAUGUGAUGUUGGAAGAACCUGUUACCCAAAUUAUACAGAUGAUAUUGUUCAAAAAUCUGUAACUGGUUGGUUACGUCACUCAACCGAUAGACUACAAAGUCUGAUUCAAAAACAAUUAGAAAAUAAUAUGGAUUAAAAAUUUACUUUUAAA